Carica papaya (papaya) is the source of this 1548-nucleotide messenger RNA. It is a transcript of the gene EB1C, whose product is annotated as end binding protein 1C. Gene Ontology annotation, molecular function: microtubule binding. Lineage: Eukaryota; Viridiplantae; Streptophyta; Magnoliopsida; Brassicales; Caricaceae. The record is from RefSeq and is a predicted model, not a curated record.
UUUUGGGGGGGCUAGUAGUAUAGAAAGGCCUGGGCCCAAAGGAAUUAUACAGAAAGCCCAUAAAUGGAUCCAGGAACCAGUACGGCCGGAAGCCUGAGUGGGCCCGGCUUGUUGAUUAUGUUUUUGAAUUCAACAGAUCCCGCUCUUCUAUCAUUUUAAAACGCACCUAACCUUUUCUGUAUAUAAAACAGAGAGCCGUUAGACAGCACGCACUUUUUUUUUUCCCUCUGUAGAAAAGCCUAAAGAAGAAAGAGAAAGAAAUACGAAUUAGAAAAUACACAAGGAGAGAUCAGGAAUGGCGACGAACAUCGGCAUGAUGGAUUCCGCUUACUUCGUAGGAAGAUCUGAAAUUCUCGCUUGGAUCAAUUCAACUCUUCAACUUACUGUCUCCAAAGUCGAAGAGGCGUGUUCCGGUGCGGUUCAUUGCCAGCUGAUGGAUGCCGUUCACCCAGGGAUGGUGCCGAUGCACAAGGUCAACUUCGAUGCAAAGAGCGAGUACGAAAUGAUCCAGAACUACAAAGUCCUUCAAGAUGUCUUCAACAAACUCAAGAUCACCAAGCACAUAGAGGUAAACAAGCUUAUCAAAGGAAGACCGCUUGAUAAUUUGGAAUUUAUGCAAUGGAUGAAGAGAUACUGCGAUUCUGUUAACGGAGGCCUUUUGCACAGUUACAAUCCGCUGGAAAGGAGAGAGACUUCCAAGGGAGGAAAAGAAACAAGCAAGAAGGGUGCAACGACGCAAUCGUCCGCCAAAGGUUCCUCGGCUGCUCCCCGACCUCAAUCUUCCCACAAUGCUCGAAAGAAUGAUGUAGCUUUUGCAAAUAUCGCAAAUCAAACUGUUAAGGCUGCUAAACCACCUAGCCCCGUGCUUGCUUAUGAGGAACAGAUAAUGGAGUUGAAGCUAUCAGUAGACAGGCUUGAGAAGGAGAGGGACUUCUACUUCGCAAAGUUGAGAGACAUUGAGAUUUUGUGCCAAAGCCCCGAGAUUGAACACUUACCGAUUGUUUCUGCAAUCAAAAGGAUUAUGUAUGCAACAGACGACGAUGCAUCAGUGGUGGCAGAAGCACAAGCCAUGGUGUCUCUUAACCAGAAAGAACCAGAAUCCUUGAGUCCCAUUGCCGAGGUCUCUGAAGAAAAGACCAACUCUGAAGCCCAGAAGAGGAAAAACAUUCUGAACCUCGACGUUGAUGUUGCCGCCAUUGCAACACUGUCCCCAAGGCAAAGGCUCUCUGAUGCUUCUGAUGUCCAUUGCAGUGGGUCACCAUUAAUGACGUACUGAUCAUCACCUCCCGAGCUUCAACUUGGUUUCCUCGAGUAUUUUGCCUUUGCCUAUAUGACCCGUAGGCCUGUCUGUUGUCCGAAAUAUACUUGGAAAGAAAAGACAUGAGAAGCAAUGGUCUAUAGAGAAUGCUUAUGUCGUGUCAUUUUUAGAGAAAUAUAAAAGAACUAUAUGUAUCUCCUUUUUGUUUCAGGAGUACUGUUGAAUAGUCAGUUGAGAUAUUGUUCUCCUAUGGAGAGAACCUAUAUAAAAUGCUUUUCUAUAUAUGGAUU